CUAGAGCUCAAGCCUUCAAACAGUUUCUAUAACCACAUGCAUAUUACCAAAUCACUUCUACCCAAGGGUUUGAGAACUUCUUCUUCCGACUCAGAUUCUGUUGGUCCACCCCUCACUCCAGUGGCUAGCAAUGUGCCCUUCUCGUCUGAUCACAUUGCUGAGUUUCAAGAAGGACCACUGCACCCAGAAAGGGAGACUUUCUCCUCUCUUUGGGGAGACACUUCAUCCUUUUCUCCUUCAAAAUCUGAUCAUGAUACAGAAGAAUCUCUUUGUCACCAUCAAGCCACCAACACGAAAAUACCACAAGAAAAAGAUGGUGCCAAAGAUCCCAAAGCCUUAAGGGCAUCCAGUUCGUUGUUGGUACGCGGAGGAAAAAUUAAGCGGAAGUUUGUGGAUCUGGGGGCACCUUUGCGAAGGAAUUCCAACAAGGGAAAGAAAUGGAAAGAAAAAGAAAAAGAAGGCAAUAGGUUUUCUGCAGGUAGCAGGAUCUUCAGAGGCAGGCUGGAGAACUGGAAACCCAAGCCACCCUCGGCAGCUCAGGCCUCCACUCGCUCCCCUUGCAUGCCUUUCUCGUGGUUUAAUGAAAGCCGGAAAGGAUCCUAUUCCUUCAGGAACCUGCCUUCACCUACAAGUCCCCUUCAGCCUUCUCUCACGACUCUAAUUUCAGAUAAAAAGGGGUCCAAGAAUUUUACCUUCAGUGAUGACUUCAGUCCCAGCAGCGCCAGUUCGGCAGACCUGAGCGUCUUCGGAGCAGAUUGCAGAGCACCAGGGUUCUCUCAGUCCUUGGUGCUGUCAUCCGAUGAGAUCCUUGAUGAUGGACAGUCUCCCAAACACAGUCAGUUUCAGAAUCGGGCCGUACAUGAAUGGAGUGUGCAGCAGGUUUCUCACUGGUUAAUGAGCAUAAAUCUGGAGCAGUAUGUAUCUGAAUUCUGUGCCCAAAACAUCACUGGAGAGCAGCUCCUGCAGUUGGAUGGAAAUAAACUUAAGGCUCUUGGAAUGGCAUCAUCCCAGGACCGAGCCGUGGUCAAGAAGAAGCUCAAGGAAAUGAAGCUGUCUCUAGAGAAGGCCCAGAAGGCCCAAGAGAAAAUGGAAAGGGAAAGAGAAAGGCUAUGGAGGAAGGAACAAGAGCAAAUGCAGAAGAAGUCCAAGAAGUCCGAAAAGAUGACAUCCACCACAAGUGGGGGCGCUGGUGAGCAGUAAGACACCCACUGUUACUGAAGUCUUACAGAUGCUCCAAAGUCCUCACCUGUUCCUACCCUGCUAUCCUCUGGAGGAUGAAAAAGAAACUGAUUAUAGGGAUAAUGCUGCUCUAGGCAGAUUUAGGAACUGUGUGUUGAAUGAGUGCAUUUUCUGCAAUAGAAUGCACACUUAAUUUCAACCUACCGAA
Messenger RNA from Lemur catta (Ring-tailed lemur), 1387 nucleotides. RefSeq names its product neurabin-1-like. The transcript is spliced from 8 exons. Lineage: Eukaryota; Metazoa; Chordata; Mammalia; Primates; Lemuridae. The coding region runs from base 37 to 1200 and encodes 387 amino acids. Gene Ontology annotation, molecular function: actin filament binding. Gene Ontology annotation, biological process: actin filament organization; neuron projection development; calcium-mediated signaling. Gene Ontology annotation, cellular component: dendrite; cytoplasm; actin cytoskeleton. The record is from RefSeq and is a predicted model, not a curated record.